This is a messenger RNA of Ectocarpus siliculosus, 2163 nucleotides long. The record is from the annotation of a GenBank genome assembly. Lineage: Eukaryota; Phaeophyceae; Ectocarpales; Ectocarpaceae.
AUGGCACCCAUGCGUCUACGACCCCUGGUGGGUCGUCGCGGGGCUGCCAUGCUUUGUCUUCCUACCCUGGCGAUGACGUUGGUGGUAACCAAAGGCUCCGUCUUCGACACGCCAGCAGAUGACCUAGAGCAAGAGGAUUACAUAGACUACGGCCAGGAAGUGGGCGUCGCGACGGCGGGGCUGGGGAUAGGACUGUCCAUCUUCUUCGGGCUCCUGGCCUUCCUCGGCAUGCUCGCCAUGUGCUGUCGGUGUAAGCGCCUUCACCGCGCAGACCUCGCCAUCGCCGAGGCCGAGGGGGACAACGACGGGAAAGGGUUGGACGAUAUGUACGAGAUCGAGGACUACGAGGACAACAUCUCCAAACACCGCAAGAUCCUCUGGCUGUUCUCGUUCAUCAUUUUCCUUGGCUAUCUGUUCUGCGCCGGCUACGCUUACAACGGAGCCGAGACCACAGAUUCGUCUUUCGGCUCGAUCUUCGACGGCACGGACGUCCUUCUCACGCGGGCGCAGGAGGCUCUCUGCGCGGAGAACGGGAGUGCGGACUGCGCCGAUGGGAGCGUCGGAGAUUUCAUGCUCGAAAUCUCCGUUGCCCUCAUUGAUCGGCUGGAGGGAGUCGUCGACUUCAUCUCGAGCCUUUCGGCGGUGACGGCACCUCUGCUCGUCGUGUCUGCCAACCUCGGGACGGCGACCGGCGUUGUCGACACCACCGAGAUGGCCGUCAUCAACAUCAACAACUCCAUCACCAGCGUCAACGCCAUCAUCACCGGCGACGGACCCGUUGCCGAACUCAUGGACGGGGAAACCAUCGCCAACAUCGACGGUGACGUCCUGCACGACAUUCAAGAUGGGAGGGAUGCGCUGGAACAAGCGACCGAGCUGACAGAGAGCUCCAGCCUGGAGAUCGCAGAGCAGCUGACGGGUAACGAGUCAGCGAUCACGCGCAUCAAGUACCAGCUGGACGAUGUCCACGGCAACGAGAUCCUCGGCGACGAAGACAUUCGAAACGCGACCCUCACCACAGUCCUCGACGAUGUUCUGCAGCCCAUGAGGGACCUGACGGUGGACAUCUAUGACGUACAGAACGACGACAUCCCUGAAGUGCGCGAGAAUAUCGAGGUGUACCUUGACCAGGCCGUUCAAGCCGUCGCGGGGAUAAUCUUCCUCCCUGGAGUGAUCCUGUUCCUCACUUCGCUCUGCUCGGGCGUGUGCCAAUCUUCAAAGAUCAACGGGGAUCUGUGCGACCACCACAUGGCACUCAUCGAAGCCAACUUACCCGAGUUCAACACCACGGUCCAGGACGUCGAGAUACUCGUCGACUUCCCUAAGGUCGAGAAGAUCCUGACCUGUUCCGGCGACGCCGGUGACACGCCCACGGACUCGAACAAUUUCGUCGACAUCUUGGAAAUACAACAGAUCUUCAACAUCUCGUCGACUCUGAAGGAAGCGAGCAGCCUCAUCACGGAUAACUCCGCGCUCCUGGCCGAGCCCAAGGACUCCGUUCUAGACGCCCAGAGUGAACUAGGCCCGCUCGAUGACUUCGUGGAGACGGACUUCGUUGGUGACAUCGACAUGUCGGAGCUGUCGGACGAGAUCGACGACCUCCUGGAGGACAUGCCACCGUCGCCGCUGGACUGGGACGACAGAGACCACCAGGACUCCGUCGACAGCUUCUACCUCAACAACGUCUCGGGCUACAGCUGGAACAACGCGUCGUCCGGCAAUAUCACCUACCGGGGGCAACUAGAAAACGUCAACUGGUUGAUCUCGUUGAUGGUCCCGGGGAUAAUCGGGGUCGAGGACGCGUUCCUCGACAUCAAGGACCCUUACAACUUCGAGCAAGCAAGAAAUCUCACAAACGAAACGGUUUGUGCCACCGACAGCCCGUUCUAUCCUGCCGACGGCCAGGACAGAUAUUCCAACAGCGAGAAUAUCGAAAUCUACGCGUUCGACGACCACUGGGAUCAGCUGUGCAGAAACGUAACGGCGUACUACGAAACCACCAAGAAGCUCGAGACUCUGAUAGAAGAGAACGAUGAAGCAAGACAAGACCUUGAGGGCAUUCAGUACGAGAUGGGAAAUAUCGAGGGAAACAUCACCGUCAUCACGGACCAACAGGCAAGCACCGCGGCAUUUCUCGCUUGGAGGGGCCCACGACUAGUCUAA